Molecule: messenger RNA, 3749 nt
Organism: Polistes dominula (European paper wasp)
Lineage: Eukaryota; Metazoa; Arthropoda; Insecta; Hymenoptera; Vespidae
Cellular component (GO): precatalytic spliceosome
Molecular function (GO): metal ion binding; RNA binding
Source: RefSeq, a predicted model, not a curated record
UGACAAACCGUAACCGUAUUGGAACUGAAAGGUUUAGUGCUUUGUUAAUUUUUUCGUUUGUAUCUCUUUCUCUUUGUCCAUUGAACUUUGAUUCUAUGGAAGUUUAAUUUAAGCGGGGCGGAUAAUGUUAAAAGUAAUAUAUAUCAGCUACGUCGAGAUUUAGACGGGGAACGCCUAAAACCGAAAGAACAUCACCCAAAAAAUACAGAGAUUCUCGAUAUUUCCUGGGUGACGCCGGAAGCCUUAAAGCCUAAGGGAGCAUUGAAAUCUCCAAAGGCACACAGGCAUACGUGCGCGAACAAGGUAAGCUCAUCGAUGCCACAGAGGCAGAUUUUUCAGUGCUACAUUUGGCCCGUACGCCUAUAAAUUGACUUAUCAAGCUGGAAGAUGUCUGACUCCGGUUCAGAGAGUUCAUCAUCGGAAGGUUACCCCGCUAGAAGAAAACAACUUAAUCCUGGGGACGAUGUGACUUCUACACGUUUUUCACAACGAUCUCCUUCUCUCUCCGAUAGGAAGUCCCCAACGAGUUCUAUUUCUUCCAGAGGAAAAUCACCGGGUUCUAUUAUGUCUGCUGAUAGAAGAUCUAAAUCACCAAGAUCAACACCGGCAUCACCAAAAUCACAAAGAUCCGAAUUGAUGUCUCCUAGUGAAGAUGGCUCUCCAAGAUCUCCUAGAUCACCUAGAUCACCAAGAUCUCCUAGAUCGCCACGAUCUCCUAGAUCACCUAGAUCACCUAGAUCACCAAGAUCACCUAGAUCUGAAUCCCCAUUAUCAAAGUCACCACCUGCUUCCCCAAAAUCUUAUCGGUCUGGCAAUAAUUCGAUUGAUUCACCACGUUCUGAUCGUAGUUCAUCAAGGUCACCUAUUCAAGAUGAAAGAUCUUGUCUUUCAACGCCGAAUGAUUCUAAAUCUUUACUUUAUGGUGAUUCUGAAGCAAAGUCAUAUGAUUUUGAUGGGGAUACUCAAAAAUCCAGAGACAAUUCGCCAAAAUCAAUUUCUUAUAGAAACAGCGAAUCUAGACAGAGUUCACCUAAAUCACCAAGAUCAGGACGUAGUUCUGUCAAAUCUCUUCUAUCAGGAAGAAGUUCACCAAAAUCUUAUAAAUCUGGUCAAGCGUCUCCCAUUGAUGAUCGCGAAUCUGAAAAACAUUCGCCUGAACGAUCUCCAGUUAAUAAAAAUAAUUCUUUUAAUGAAUUAGAUGGAGAACAGAUAUCGGAUGGUGACAUAGAUGACGAACCAGAACCUGUUCCUAAAUCAAAACCAGCUCAAAUAUCUCACGGAGAAGACUUGUCUGAUGUAUCUGAUCUUGAAAGUAUGGAUGGUGCAGAAGGAUCUAUCGAUCAGGAGAGAGAUUCUAUCAAAGAAAAAAGGGAUGACGAUGAACCCAGUACAAAGAACGAUGAUAAAAUUGGACAAGAGGAAAAAACUGCUAGCGUUAACAUAGAGGAAAGUGAACAACUUGAUUUUGAAGCUGAUGGUCAAUGGAAAGAUGAACGUGAUGAAGGUGACGCAGACAUUCCUGCAAUUAAGGAACACAAAGAUAAAUUAGAGAAAGAUGCUAAAGAAAAAGAUAAAGAGAAAGAUAAAGACAAGGAUAAAGAUAAAGACAAAGAAAAAGAUAAAACGAAGGUAGCUGACAAUGUAGGAGCGAAUGAUAAAGAAGAGGGUGAAGAAGAUGGUGAUAAAGAAUCCGAAUUGGAAGAAGGUGAACUUAGUGAUGGAGAUGAUGCUAGACCUGAAGAAACAGAACCAAGACCUGUUUGUAGAUUUUAUAAUCGUGGACAAUGUACGUGGGGUGUUAGCUGUAGAUUUUUACAUCCCGGUGUAACCGACAAAGGUAAUUACACAAUGUUCGACAUGGUACGACCAAUGGCCUAUCCUCCGCAUGCUGCUGCACCCCACGAAUAUCGUGCACACAUCGAUAGACCAAGUAUCGUUCGACCAUUAACUGCUUAUGGUGGUGCACCACCUCAUGCACCAAAAGUAGAAGAACUGCCAACCGAGUCUGCCUGGGAACGAGGAUUAAGACAUGCCAAAGAAAUGAUGCGUAAAGCUAACAAACGCAAAGAAUCCGAUAUGGAUUUCGAAGAGAAAAAAAUGAACUUAAGUUUAGGACAAGAUGAGUUAGAUCGUGAAGCAGGAUAUUAUGUACGAGCUGCUAGCCCUGAACCACCUGUUGAAAGGUGGCCACCUAGGGAACCACCACCAAGAAGGAUACCACCACCUAGAAUCACACCUGAACGGUACAUCGAUGAGCCAGAAGCUUAUUAUCCACCUCCUGCAGCACCACCUGAUUAUUAUCGGAGAGUGCAUUACAAAUCAGAUUCUCGAGCUUCCGGGGAAUAUCGGGAACGUCUCGAGUAUCAUGGAAUUCCACGGGGUGCACCCCAUUCCGUUUCACCACCACCCCAUACCAGAGAACGCGAACGUGAAAGAGACAGAGAAAGGGAACGUGACAGGGAACGUGAGUAUUACGAGAAGUAUGAAAAGAAGCACAAACGACCAUCUAGGGAGGUCAUAGUUGAACGCAUACCACCUACCAAAACUUGGCGUGAAGAGGAACCACCACCCAUGGAAAGAGGUAGAGGUGAUGAAUGGGCAGAUCCAUGGAUGCGUCGUAAAUCACCAAGUACGGUGCGUCGCAAUACGGCAUCGUCCAGACGUUCAAGAAGACAAUCCUAUUCAUCUGGAUCAUCGUAUUCAUCGACCAGUUCUAGCCGUAGCUCGAGCCGAUCUAGCUACAGUUCUUACGACUCCCUAUCCAGGUCCCGUUCACCUACUCCUCCCUCUAGAACCCGCAGCAGUGGAAAAGGGAAAGCAACGGUCCCUUCACCACCUGCGAGCGCAGCAGCAGUUCCUUCUGGAGCACCACAGCGUGGUGCUAUGCUAAUGAACCCACCGGCUCCUUCUCCUCGUCCACCCAAAGGCUCCAUCUCUCCUACUACGGGAACGUUACAUCGACGUGCUGGUUUGAAUCCACCUGCACCAAGUCCGUUGUCAUCUCAUCAACGACAUCAUGAAAAAUCAAGGGACAAAGCAGCCAUUGCUGCUGCUGCAGUGGCUAAGGUUAUCAAAAGUAGAUCUAGGUCUAGAUCUUCUCAUAGUAGUUCCGGAUCAGAAAGUAGCGGUAGCAGUAGCGAUUCUAGCGAAUCAAGUUACUCGUCGUCUUCCAGUGAAACACGUAAAAGAAAAGAUUCAACACCACCAUUGACACGCAAAGAUUCCAAAGCGAUAGACGCUUUGAAGCUUAGCGGUACAAAGCAACAAAUAAAACUUACAUUGAAACCGACAAGUAACAUUUCAACGACCAAGAAGAUAGAUCGUUCGACAAUAAUGGCUGGAAAGAAGAGAAGUUUAGAAUCUCCACCUUUAAUUGACAGUAAAGCAAGUGUUGCUGCUGCUGCUGCCAAAGCUGCUAAAAAAGCAAGCUCACGUCGUGAAGAAUUAUUGAAACAACUGAAAGCUGUCGAAGAUGCUAUUGCACGGAAGAGGUCGAAAGUUUGAACUCUUACUUUAUGGAAUAUAAUUAUUAUUAUUAUAUAUAUAUAUAUAUAUAUAUAAAAGUUUAAGAGUUUAACAAAAAAGAAAGAAAACGAGAGAAAAUCCCCAGGACGUGUUGUGUGACGCUGCUUCGUCGUUUUUCUUGCUUUAUAUUCAUCACCAUCAUCAUCAUCAUCAUCAUCAUCGUCGGAAAUCGUUUAUAUUAUUAAUACGAUGUAUUAAAAAUUUGCAUAAAUAAUAAGUAAAAA